Molecule: messenger RNA, 2088 nt
Organism: Exophiala oligosperma
Lineage: Eukaryota; Fungi; Ascomycota; Eurotiomycetes; Chaetothyriales; Herpotrichiellaceae
Exons: 4
Coding region: 132-2006 (624 amino acids)
Biological process (GO): nucleolar large rRNA transcription by RNA polymerase I; RNA polymerase I preinitiation complex assembly
Cellular component (GO): RNA polymerase transcription factor SL1 complex; RNA polymerase I core factor complex
Molecular function (GO): RNA polymerase I core promoter sequence-specific DNA binding
Source: RefSeq, a predicted model, not a curated record
AGUGCCUUCUCUGGAUUUUCCAUACUGCUCAAUCACUCUCGAUUAAUUGCGCUCGUACUGCUUAGCCAGGGUUUUAUUUCUAUCGUCGCCCAUCAUGUACGGCCGCUUCAGCAUAUCAUUCUCACGACAAAAUGGAUGACGAUAAUCAAUGUCUGUUUUGCGGCUCGACAGAAUUUUACGUCGACGAAGAUGGAAGAACCUACUGCGCUCAAGGCCAUGAACAAGCCAGAGGGCAUGUUGUCGACGAGGAUGAAGCGGAUUUUGCGAACAGAGGCAGAGUCGUAAGGAAGAAAGAAGUCAAGGAAAAGCAGAAGUUUUCCAGAGUCCUUCGAGGAGCAAAGGCGUAUCAAUUGUUCCUUCAGUGCUGGCAAUUCAUCUUGUGGAAACAGUGUCACACUCUCGUCCACCAGAAAGGCUUGCCGGACGAAUUAUGGACGGUGGUUCGUGAACUGUGGACAUUGUGGCUUUCAAAAUUGGAUCGCCGUCUACAAGACCCUAUGCGGUCUGAUACUCUCACUGAGACAGAGGGAGAAAACGAUCCUGUGACAGAUGAUACGGACACAGAACCGGACAACUCAAGAGGAGCCACGGACGCCCAGAAGCGUAAAACAAAAGUACCGAGUCCACUGCUGAUCGAUACAAUUGCUCUCAACUACCUUGGCAUCAUCAUCUUGCAGAGACCAGUGAGCCUGGCUACCACGUUGAGAUGGAUUCAACUUGAAGAAAUCACCUUCAUCCGCGCCAUCAGACAUGUGCCACAAGAUAUGAAGGAUCGCUUACCUUCAGAGUACCAUCUUUCCCUCGAUACGACUCGACUCCUUGAAGUCGAUGGCCUCCAGAUUGCAAUUUAUCGUCGAGCUGAGAUGUUCAAUUCGACCUUUGGGAUGAUUCUACCGCCUCUGAACGUCAAUCUCUUUCUCUUCAGUUAUGUCCGGUUGUUGGCGCUCCCGAUCGAAGUGUACGGCAUGGCUCGCCGUUUGAACCUCAUGACGAAAUACACCUUUUCAUAUCCUGACACGACAGUAUCCGAGAAGAUGCGACGCCAUGUAACGUCGUACCCCGAGGCACAGCUGAUUUCGCUGUUGGUCGUCGCUACGAAGCUUUUAUUUCCUUUCGACAGCGCCACGGUCAAAUGCUACCCUAAGCGCCCCAACGAUCCCACGACACUUCGAAUGAAGUGGUCGGCUUGGCUCGAAUCGAAGACUCAUUACGAACAGGCACUGGACGAGAUGCAAGAACCUGACGGUCUCAAACCAGGGACGGAGAUUAAUGUCACCGAUAGAGAGGUUUUUAGCAUGACCGAGAAGCAACUCGACCAGUACAUGGACUGGUACCAACGAACGUGGAUAGACAAUGCAUCGUCGCAAUCGAAAUCGCAAGGACUGGGCCAAGAAAGUGCUUUGGAUAAAGAUAUUCUAGAUAUGUUUCCUCUGCAUGAUGUGCCGCCGGUGGGAACCACGACGCUUGAACAUGAUCAUCAUCAGCGUGCACAAUCUCAUUUGGAAACUCGAAUCAGAGAAGUCCAAGCCUCUCUUCAGUCGCGGAGAGCCGUCAGUUCCGAGGAGGAAACAGAGUACGGUCUGAACCUGCUCAGACCCGGCGCCCUCUAUCCCCGUUAUCUCUCCAUCGAGGAAAUAGACAGGGCGGGCGAGGAAGUUCGAGCGUUCCACGAAGAAGCUGCGCAGGUGUCGUGUCUCAAUCUCAAGACUCUGAUGAGAGCCGUGAACAGUACCGAGGAGAAAGUCGACCGGUGGCUAAGAGAGAAACGAAGGAGGGAUAUAUUCGGUGAGGAAAGCCCCAACGAGGAUGGCGACGAUCAGAACCUGCACGAGCAAGAGAACGAAUUGCCGGCCACCAGCCCCCCCAGCAAGUUGGCUGGCGAAAUUGAAGGGCUGGAAUUGGGACCUUCGUCCGCUCUUUAUCAGGACCGAGAGGAUGUGGACAUGGAUAUCGAUAUGACACUACUCCCUGAGCUGGACGUCGAUGCUGGACCGUCACGAUAUUAAAACAUCGUGUAAUGUGGUCUCAUACCCUUUGCGAAAUAUAGAGCAGGUGAACACACAGCACUGAUACUUCGUAGGGAUACGG